Molecule: messenger RNA, 1920 nt
Organism: Cyprinus carpio (common carp)
Lineage: Eukaryota; Metazoa; Chordata; Actinopteri; Cypriniformes; Cyprinidae
Product: E3 ubiquitin ligase TRAF3IP2-like
Exons: 10
Coding region: 323-1552 (409 amino acids)
Biological process (GO): positive regulation of canonical NF-kappaB signal transduction; humoral immune response
Source: RefSeq, a predicted model, not a curated record
GCGGAAUAUGCGGUGUGAAUAGGCAGGUGUCGAAAACCUUCUAAACAGAGUGUACUAAGACUGCUCCAGCUCAUGCGCUCAUGAUACUGUAGCCUACACUGAUAUUAAAGUAUUCGAAAUUAAAUAAUUCACGCGACUAAGUCUGCUGAUCAGCCUACAGGUAGAUUUGUGUGCUGACUGGGGAUAUGGAAUGGCUGCAGUUUUUUGGUAUUAGGCACAAGAAUGAUGCCUUCUUCGCAGUGCUUGCAAUACAGAUAUAUUUCUCCAUUUAGCCACUACAGUUUACAAUCCCUCAACUUUCCAGAAAGGGAACGACGAGGCUAUGGACAAAAUCACUACUGAGGACUCUAUCUGUGUCUCAGACUCCACCGAUUCCAAACUUUCUCACACCGACUACUGCAUGUCUGGAAAUGAGUCCUCUUUGAGUGCACAGACUGACUUCACAGAUAUCUGCAGAGACAAAAAGACCAACUACAGAUCCACACAGACCAGCUACAGCCCUUACCAGCACCCGCUAGGUCUACCCUCUGGCUACAGUCCCCAGACACCUUUUCCUAGUCAGACGGAAGAAUGUCUGAGCACCCUAGUGCCGCACAAUGGGGACCUGCUCCACUCGACCUCUGUGGGCAGCGGUUCGGUGGAAUACCCUAGUGGCAACCUCCCCUCUUUCUUAGUGUCUGGAAAUGACUGCAGUUAUUCUAGUGAUUCCAGCUACUCUUGCUCUCCAGACAGGCACAGUCUGGGAGACGGAAGUCUAGAACAGCCAUGUUCACUGCACUCUGUCCCAAAUGCGUUCGCGCCUCACAGCUACUGCAUGCCCUCGCACCCCUGCGCGUCCCGCGGGCCGCCCUGCUGUAGUCAAUGCCCUGCAGACGUGUAUCAAAUGGAUCAGGGCUCUUAUUACAGGCCACAUUACCACAUGCCCUGUUGGCCUUCAAGCCCUGAAAACAGCAGACAAUCAGCCUCGGAGUUCACUUAUAGUGGCCACACCUCUCCUCACCCUCGAGAUAAACUAACCCCAAGCACAGGCCCUCUAUCCCUGGAGCAGAGGAAGGUGUUUGUUACUUACGAAGCAGACAGUGAAAAACAUGUCAAAGAGAUCAUCAACUUUGUUGCCCUACUAAGACACAACGGCUUCUACACUCAUAUUGACAUGUUUGAACAACAGUUCAAGAGCAUAAGCAAGAUUGACUUCAUGGAGAGAUACAUCAGCGAAAAAGACUAUCUGAUCAUCAUAGUCAUUAGUCCAAAGUACCAUGAGAUUGCGACCAAUGCCUCAUUUUGCAUGGAAAAUGAUGAAACACUCAACACUGUCUACAUAUACAAGCAGUUACAAAACGAGUUCAUUCAGAACGGUGCCAGGAAUUACAGAUUCAUCCCCAUCUUGUUUCCUGGUGCCAAGAAGUGCCACGUCCCUUUAUGGCUUCAAAGCACACAAAUCUUCACCUGGCCCAGAGACCGUGAUGACAUUCUUCGUCGACUCAUGCGUGUUGAGAAGUACAACCCUCCACCCAUCGGAGAGCUGCCCACUAUUGUCUCCAUCCCAAUUUAGGUGGUUAAGUUUGCUUCUGUAUGUUACAUGAGUUUAAGUGCCAAGAUUUAGUAAGUUAUCUCAGUUUUUCUCUUUACUUUGUAUUAAGCUGCAUCACUUUAGGAACAUUUUGGAGGGAAACGUCCAUUGUUACCUGUAUAGUGAUGUGCUUCCACAGAAGUUACCUUCAAACCAAGCAGCUUUCUGGUGGUCAUUGGUACAAAUUAAUGCUACCAACUUGAACUCGUUGUGAAAUCUGCAUGGGGAAAUCUUUUGCUCCAUGCCAGGUUCCUGAUCUUGUGGAUUUCUAUUGAAAUUACUAGAUUUUUCCACAAACAUUGGACGAACAAUGAUAAAUAUGACAGCACUUUUUGACUUAAUAAAACUUU